GUUUAAGAAAAUAUCUCAAUUCCUUAGCCAGAAAUCAAGCUAGUUUGCCUUGCAUUAUUUGGAUUUCUUACCGAAAAAUUCUUAGUAAUGAAUCGCAGGGUAAAAUUAAUGAUUUUAAAUUAUCCGGACUUAGAAUCUGUAAUUAUCAAGACAAACAAAACUUAUUUAUAGAUAAGUGGGAUAUUAUUAUAGUUCAAGUUGAGAGCCUUUCUCGUAUAGAGUUCUUAUCCCAUUCGAUUGUAGCUAUUUUAGAUGAAAUUAAUGCAAUUAAUCACCAAAUGAGUAGUGCUUAUCGUGAUAAAAAUAUUCGAGUGAUUGAUAAUAAAUUUCAACCUCUUGUAGUUAAAACUGUUGAGUACCUUUAUGAUCCAAAUAGCAGGGCUGAAGCUAUGCGAAUAGAAUAUGAGUUGUUACAUAGGGCAAGCGUUACAAUAGAAGCAGGCAUAUCUUUUGAAAAGACUGAUCAUUUUGAUGCAGUUAUAGGAAUUACAAAUAUUGUAACUCCAGUUAAUGUUAAAGCCUUUAUUCAGAUGAUGUUUCGGAUUCGUGAUUGUAAAAAGCGCAUACUAUUCCUCUAUUAUCAAAAAAAUUCCAAUAAGCUUUUUCGCCCAGCAGGUUAUAAAAAUAUUUGUGCUGAACUCGAAAGUGCUAGGCCUAAUGAUUUGCCUACAGCAAUAAGAGGCCAUUAUGAAAACCGAGGAGUUAUAGGAAAUCGUAAAAGGAUUCGCAAUGAGGUUAGGAUUAAAGCAUUAAUUAUCAAGGAAACAGAUUUUGAUGCAGUUGCUACUUUCCGAAAUCUUGAUCCUGAAGAAGCUGAAAAUCUUAAGUUUGACCAAGAGCACUCUAUUCCAGAUACUAUGACACUUAAACGUUUCUAUAUGCGAAAUAUUUAUGAUGCUAAUGAGAAUAUUGAGAAAUCAGUAGCAGAAGACUUGCACAAAUCAUAUUCAGCUAAUCAUUGGAAGGCUAUAAGAGAACUCUUUCAAAUACUAGGCUUUACUGGUAUAGAUGAUAAGCGUAUCCUUUCUGGUAAUAUGGUAUCAGAAACAUUCACGCAAUCAUGUGAAAAGUUUAUAGAAAUUCGAA
Messenger RNA from Funneliformis geosporum, 1086 nucleotides. Lineage: Eukaryota; Fungi; Glomeromycota; Glomeromycetes; Glomerales; Glomeraceae. The record is from the annotation of a GenBank genome assembly.